AUGCUAUCCCUUAGUAGUUUAUCUGCCCUCUGUGCCCUCGCUGUGGCAGCGCUAGCUGUCAAUCCCGCCCCUCCGACCCUAACCUACCUCUUCAGCGUUAAUCUGACCUUCGCAGAGCCCAUUUCCAUCGGUUCUGUCCCCUACGGCACAAGGGAUCUCUUGACAAUCUCGGGCGGGAAUGCUGUAGGCCCGAAGAUCAGUGGGACAGUUGGAAAGGGUCUCGACUGGGGCCUGACCUCACGCCAGGGUGUGUUCAGCCCAGACGCCCUCUACUCGUUGCACACCGAUGACAACGCCACGAUCUUGAUCUUCGAGAAGGGACACGCGCCUCAUGUGCACAUCCUGUUCGAGACGGCGAGCCCAAAGUACGAGUGGUUGAACUCGGCUGUUGCGUAUGCCACUGGAGGACCAAAUGAGGUUGGGGUUGGGUUGGAUGUUUGGCAGUAA
Molecule: messenger RNA, 447 nt
Organism: Podospora pseudocomata
Lineage: Eukaryota; Fungi; Ascomycota; Sordariomycetes; Sordariales; Podosporaceae
Exons: 3
Coding region: 1-447 (148 amino acids)
Source: RefSeq, a predicted model, not a curated record